Molecule: messenger RNA, 1698 nt
Organism: Cuscuta europaea
Lineage: Eukaryota; Viridiplantae; Streptophyta; Magnoliopsida; Solanales; Convolvulaceae
Source: the annotation of a GenBank genome assembly
GUUUUUACAUUUAUGACUUAGAAAUUUAACCACAAUUAUAAUUAUAACUAAAUAUACAUAUAUAAUGAUGGACUUGUGUGUAAAUUUGGAGGCCCCUAACAUUUGGGGGCCCUAGACAAAUGUCUAGGUGAACUGCCCCCAUGGCCGGCCCUGCCGAGAACCCCAAUGCGUUUUGGCUGACACCUCAAGUAGUUCGUAGAUAAUUAAUUAACUCUCUCUAAUUUGAAAGAACAUAAUCGCAACAAAUAUAAAUUGAUAUAAAUAAUAUUAUGAACUUUUCGAAGAGAUAAGGAGGUGAUGGAGAGAAUAAAAAAAAUAGUUGGCGGACAUUUUAGGGGGACUUGGUCGACUUACAAGGAGGUUGACAAUGCGACCCGUGACUUUUGUUGGAACUUGUUCAAGGUAAAAAUAAAUAAUUUUUCUUACAUUUUAAUAACUUAAUUUUAAUAAACGAUAUAUCAAUUUUGUAAUGAAGUGCCAACAUCGAUGAAUGCAAGGGACGAAAAAGCUAUCAUCAAAGAAUAUCAUUCAAGGGUCUCGUCGUGGAUGAGAUUCAGUUCUGGUCACGCCCGAAAUCUUAAUCAAAAGCCCGGAUUCGUUUCGGAUGAUGUUUGGAAAAACCUUGCUCAUCAUUGGGCUAUGGAUCCAAAAUUUUUGAAAAAAAGACAAGCCGGUAAGCAAAACCGGAAUUCCGAAAAGCUUUGAUGACGCAAUGGCAUGUGGGCUGCAAACCCGGAGAUCAGCAUAAAGCAGAUCUGGGCUGGGACCCGAAAAAAAAUAGGUCACAAAAUGUACCUUGAUUAGACAUUGUUGGUAUCUGAAGGGCGGGGGGUCGCCGCCACAAUGCAUCGCCGAAAUUGAAGUAAAUAGCGUAAAUCCAAUUAUUUAAUAAAUCCCCAAGGUCAUACAUUUUUCGAUCUUAACUAUAAUAAAUUUAUGUAUUUGUAGAGGAAGUAUGAUGAAGAUGUGCAGAAGAAACAGGCCGAGCUAAGUGACUCGGAUGUCGAAAUUGAUGAGAUUCAAGAUGAUACGACCUAUUUGGUGGCUGCUGGGGUUUAUAAAGGUCGGGUUUCGUGCAUGUGUGCCGACGCUUUAUGGAUUUUGAAAAACUUUAAAGGAGCCAGUUCAUCUUCUCAACCGAUGGUUGAUGAAGAACGGGUUGCCCGCCUUGAGAAAGAAUUGCAGGAACUCCAAGAACAACAGGAAGAGGAGCGGAGAGAAAGAGAAAAGGUGGCAAAGAUGCAGGCUCAAAUGGAUGAAUUCUUCGCCACAUGGCGGUCUCCCAUGCAUCAAAUGCAGCCUCAGAUGCCGCCUCAAGUGUCAUUCAUGAGCAGUAUGGGUUUAAAUUCUAGCCCCGGGUUUCAAAUGCCGACAACCAUUUCAAACACCUAGAGGUCAUUACAGCCGAGGCGGCAGUGGAGAUGGCAGUUGAGGCGGCAGUCAAGGCGGCAGUCGAGGAGGUAGUCGUAGUGGCAGGCGACAUGGCGAUGGUCAACCCGAAUCAACCCAUAGUGUCGGUUUUGAUAUCAACGACUAUAUCAACGAUGAAGACCCCCCAAAUAUGUAAUAGAGAUAGUAUAUUAAAUUUGAAUUUUUAUUAAUUAUUAUGAUUGUAGAAAAAUAAUUUUUUUUUAUAAUUUAAUAUUUAGUUUGUCACGGAUAGGGGCCGUGACAAAGUUGAAUUUUGUAAUUUCCCCG